GCUUCUUACACUGCUACAACGUGGCGCCUGUGAAGUUUUGUAUAGGAUUCCGAAUACCAAUGAUCAAGUUGAGCGCUCCAGAGAACCCUUCAUUAUUAUUUGCGUCAAACCAGACGUAAUAUAGAGAGACAAGACAAGGUUCUCGUUCUGCUGGGGUAACGGACCAAGACUGGCAGUGAGAAGUUGUCCGACGUCAGAGACUACUCCCCCAAGUGCACAGCGCGACGUAGAGGGCACACCAUGAUGGAGAAGCCUCCAUUGCCUAGCGAUGAGGAGGGUACUAGGAUGGGAGAGAGUCGGUCGGAGGCGGAGCUCCUGGUCUUGGGAGUGCAGGGGACCUCCGGGGGCGUGGCGUCGUCUGGGGAUGCAGACGACCGCCCGGCGUGGGACAGCAAGCUGCAGUAUGUACUGGCUCAGGUGGGCUUCAGCGUGGGCUUGGGGAACGUAUGGAGGUUCCCCUACCUCUGCCAUCAGAACGGAGGAGGCGCGUUCAUGGUGCUCUAUGUCAUGCUGUUGGUGGUGGUGGGGGUUCCCCUGUUCUUCAUGGAGCUGGCUGCGGGCCAGUGCAUCCGUCAGGGCAGCAUCGGUGUGUGGAAGCACAUCUCCCCCAAGCUGGCCGGUAUCGGCUACUCCAGCUGCAUGGUGUGUUUCUUUGUGGCUCUCUACUACAAUGUCAUCAUCGCAUGGAGUCUCUUCUACAUGGGCAACUCCUUCCAGUAUCCUCUACCCUGGGAGCAGUGUCCCAUCAACAUGACCACCAAUAACACUGUAAAGGAAUGCUCAGGUAGCUCCCCAACCUCGUACUUCUGGUUCCGGAAGGCUCUAGACAUCACAGACUCCAUCGAUGAGUCUGGUGAGUUUAACCCCAUCAUGACGGGCUGUCUGCUGGCUGCCUGGGCCAUCGUCUGUCUAGCCAUGAUCAAAGGCAUCAAGUCCUCUGCCAAGGUGAUGUAUUUCUCCUCAGUCUUCCCCUAUGCUGUGCUGUUCAUUUUCCUUGUCAGAGGCUUGAUGCUGGAUGGAGCCAUGGAGGGAAUCGCCUACAUGUUCUACCCUAAAAUAGAAAUUUGGGCUGAGGUGCAGGUGUGGCGGCAGGCAGCCACACAGGUGUUCUUUGCCCUGGGCCUGGGCUACGGCUCUGUGAUUGCCUACUCUUCCUACAACCCCAUCCACAACAACUGUCACCGUGACGCGCUCAUGGUCUCCUGCAUCAACUUCAUGACCUCAGUGCUCGCAUCACUGGUGGUGUUCGUAGUGCUGGGCUUCAGGGCCAAGAACAUUGUCCUGAACUGCAUCACCCAAAAUCUGGGCCUGUUAAACGACAUGGCCACACAUGGAAGCAACCAUCACUGGUGGCCGUGGUUCAACAUGUCUGAUCCUGCCUCCGUCACCAUACCUGACUACAGAGAGUGGUACCAUCACUACGGCUCCCAGGUGGGGACAAACAUCACCGACUGUGACCUGGAUGAGGAGAUGAACAAGGGUGUGGAAGGGACGGGCCUAGCGUUCAUUGCCUUCACAGAGGCCAUGGCCCAGUUCCCUGCCAGCCCCUUCUGGUCCACGCUCUUCUUCCUCAUGCUGCUCAACCUGGGCAUGAGCACCAUGUUCGGCACCAUGCAGGGGAUCCUCACCCCCCUCAUGGACAACUUCAGCCUGCUAGGACGCCACCGGACCAUGCUCACUGUGUGCAGCUGUGCUCUGGGCUUUGUGAUCGGACUUUUGUUUACCCAGCGCUCGGGGAACUACUUUGUGAUGAUGUUCGAUGACUACUCUGCCACCCUACCCCUGAUCAUCGUGGUGGUCUUUGAGACAUUCGCUGUGGCCUGGGUUUACGGAGCUGACCGCUUCUUGGAUGACAUUGAGAUCAUGCUGAAAUGGCGCCCCCCGGUGCUGUAUAAGUACCUGUGGAAGUACGUGUGUCUGUUUGCUAUGGUGGGCCUGCUGGCGGCAAGUCUACUGCGAAUGGUCUUCAAACGACCGACCUACACAGCCUGGAACCACACCACGGCAUCGGAGACAACUCUGGAGUACCCAGGCUGGGCCCUGGCCAUGUUGGCCAUGCUGAUCCUGGCUGCCACCCUGCCUGUCCCUGUUGGCUACUUCCACUCCUGGCUGAAGAACCGUGGCAUGGGCCCCGAGGGGGAGCUCGCGGGCCAGGAGAUAGACCGAGAGAGGUACACCAAGUGCAACUCCAGAGACGCCCUGGACUCCAACUCCCAGCAUACCCCUUCGGUGGAGGAUGAUGGCCGACCCAGGGCUAGCUUCCUACCACUAGGCCUCGACCACUACAGACUCCUCCCACAACAGGAAGAUGUGGAGGAGGAGGAAGAGGAUACGAUGUGAGAGGGGUUUGAGAAUCGAGGGACGAAGAGAGGAGAGUGGCAGUGGGAAAGAGAGACCCACUUUAGAGAGAGAGAGAGAGAGAGAGAGAGAGCGUCUCUUGACUGAAAUAGUGGAAAGGACUCCACUUAUAUCCCCAGACUUUUAAUUGAUAAUGAAUCUUAAUAAUGUAUUACAAUGUAUAUGACCGUUUAUCCAUAUUACCAAAGAAACCUAACAUUAGCACAAUGUAAUAACUUGUAUCCUUAGUGCCAACGCACACCUAUCAGUGGCCUAUCAUAAGUGACCUAUCAUAAGUGACUUAUCAAACUUGACCUAUCAUAAGCGAGCUAUUAUAAGUGACCUAUCAUAAGUGACCUAUCAUAAGUGACCUAUCUAUCAUAAUUGACCUAUCAUAAUUGACCUAUCAUAAGUGACCUAUCAUAAGUAACCUAUCUAUCAUAAGUGACUUAUCAUAAGUGACCUAUCAUAAGUCACCUAUCAUAAGUGACCUAUCAUAAGUCCCCUAUCAUAAGUCACCUAUUAUAAGUGACCUGGGGUGGCAGGUGGUUAGAGUGUUGGGCCAGUAACUGAAAGGUUUCUGGAUCGAAUCCCCGAGCUGACAAGGUAAAAAUCUGUCAUUCUGCCCCUGAACAAGGCACUUAACCCACCUUUCCCUGGUAGGCUAUCAUUGUAAAUAAUAAUUUGUUCUUAACUGACUUGCCUAGUUAAAUGUACUAUUUAAAAAACCAAUCAUAAGUGACCUAUCAUUGUACUGCUAAGUACUGUAAGAAGUGCCUUAUGGUUCAAGUGCUGUAUUAACACACCCAGGAUCCUAUUCCUUGAACUGUGAUGACAGUUUCAACUAGCUGCUCACAGGUAAAUGAUAUGUAUGACUUGUAUUCUUGGGUUUCUUGUAGUUUGACUUGAUUCUGCUCCAAAGACACUUAUGAAGGUGAGGAGUAUUGAGGGAAGCGAAGGACUUUAAAGUCCAGCUUGUAUAUUGCAUAGUAAUACUCUUGUAAGACAAGUAGAGGCUCUGAUCCAGAGAGCCACGAAAUAUAUAUUUGAUAUAUUCUGAUAUGCAGUUUUUUUAUUAGGGUGCUAAACUUAAUUCAAGAAAGUAAGGAGCUGAAUUUGGGGCAAAGAUUGGUGAAGUUGUGCAGUGGUACUCGGUAUGACCAGUGACCGCCCAUAAACAAAGAUCCUGCAAAUGUAACUUCUAAAGGAUGUUUAGAAAAUAACAUGCCUUGUGUCUGAGGUUUUACUAAGUAGUAUGUGAUGGUAGUGAGAAACAGCACAAUCCCCAUAGCUGUGUGUUAGUAGUGUUAUUAGUAGUGCACUGACUGAAAGGGAACUUAACAUUCACAUCAUCUCCUGAUGCCUAUUGUUGCCUCUGACCCAACGUGUCUGUCUGUCUGUCAGAGGCCCCACCAGGGGGCAGGUCACCAGGCAGAACCAGUGAGCUAGGGAGGCCCCAUCAGGGGGCUGGUCACCAGGCAGAACCAGUGAGCUAGGGAGGCCCCAUCAGGGGGCAGGUCACCAGGCAGAACCAGUGAGCUAGGGAGGCCCCAUCAGGGGGCAGGUCACCAGGCAGAACCAGUGAGCUAGGGAGGCCCCAUCAGGAGGCAGGUCACCAGGCAGAACCAGUGUGCUAGGGAGGCCCCAUCAGGAGGCAGGUCACCAGGCAGAACCAGUGAGCUAGGGAGGCCCCAUCAAGGGGCAGGUCACCAGGCAGAACCAGUGAGCUAGGGAGGCCCCAUCAGGAGGCAGGUCACCAGGCAGAACCAGUGAGCUAAGUGUCUAAUAAUAUAUUUUGUACAUAGUUUAUAUCCAGUUCAUAAGAAACACUUACUUGAAACAGGAAUUGCAUUUUUUAAUCUUACUUUCAAUGAUCUGCAACUUUACCUCCCUUAUGAUCUAGAGACCAUGGUGCAAAGUCUCAGUCCUCAAAGCAGACUACUCCUUUAACCUGGUCACACUGCCGUUCUGAUCCUAACCAUACUGUUCUGGUUCUACUCCUUUAACCUCGUCACACUGUCGUUCUGAUCCUAACCAUACUGUUCUGGUUCUACUCCUUUAACCUCGUCACACUGUCGUUCUGAUCCUAACCAUACUGUUCUGGUUCUACUCCUUUAACUUCGUCACACCGUCGUUCUGAUCCUAACCAUACUGUUCUGGUUCCACACCUUUAACCUCGUCACACUGUCGUUCUGAUCCUAACCAUACUGUUCUGAUUCUACUCCUUUAACCUCGUCACACUGUCGUUCUGAUCCUAACCAUACUGUUCUGAUUCUACUCCUUUAACCUCGUCACACUGUCGUUCUGAUCCUAACCAUACUGUUCUGAUUCUACUCCUUUAACCUCGUCACACUGCCGUUCUGAUCCUAACCAUACUGUUCUGGUUCUACUCCUUUAACCUCGUCACACCGUCGUUCUGAUCCUAACCAUACUGUUCUGGUUCUACUCCUUUAACCUCGUCACACUGCCGUUCUGAUCCUAACCAUACUGUUCUGAUUCUACUCCUUUAACCUCGUCACACCGUCGUUCUGAUCCUAACCAUACUGUUCUGGUUCCACACCUUUAACCUCGUCACACUGUCGUUCUGAUCCUAACCAUACUGUUCUGAUUCUACUCCUUUAACCUCGUCACACCGUCGUUCUGAUCCUAACCAUACUGUUCUGGUUCCACACCUUUAACCUCGUCACACUGUCGUUCUGAUCCUAACCAUUCUGUUCUGGUUCUACUCCUUUAACCUGGUCACACUGUCGUUCUGAUCCUAACCAUACUGUUCUGGUUCCACACCUUUAACCUCGUCACACUGUCGUUCUGAUCCUAACCAUACUGUUCUGAUUCUACUCCUUUAACCUCGUCACACCGUCGUUCUGAUCCUAACCAUACUGUUCUGAUUCUACUCCUUUAACCUCGUCACACUGCCGUUCUGAUCCUAACCAUACUGUUCUGAUUCUACUCCUUUAACCUCGUCACACUGUCGUUCUGAUCCUAACCAUACUGUUCUGAUUCUACUCCUUUAACCUCGUCACACUGUUGUUCUGAUCCUAACCAUACUGUUCUGAUUCUACUCCUUUAACCUCGUCACACUGUUGUUCUGAUCCUAACCAUACUGUUCUGGUUCUACUCCUUUAACCUGGUCACACUGUCGUUCUGAUCCUAACCAUACUGUUCUGGUUCUACUCCUUUAACCUGGUCACACUGUCGUUCUGAUCCUAACCAUACUGUUCUGAUUCUACUCCUUUAACCUCGUCACACCGUCAUUCUGAUCCUAACCAUACUGUCCUUUCCAGGCCAAUUCAGCUCGGCUCGGAUCAACUCCAUAGUGUGAAAAUGACUGUUUUUUCAUCCUUGCCUUGUUACCAGAGAUUGAUUUAUCGCUGAGAAACUAGGUGUGUGCACACGUCAGCCAAUCAUUAGUUGAUCAUAAGUACCAGGGAGAAACACUAACCUAGCAGGACUGUGGAUGUCGAGGGCCUGAGUUUAUGCACCCUUGAUCAAGACAAUCAAAUGUUACUGUAUUUCUCAGUGUUGAGUUUACUAAGGUCAACUGUUACUGUAUUUCUCAGUGUUGAGUUUAUCCAGGUCAACUGUUACUGUAUUUCUCAGUGUUGAGUUUACCCAGGUCAACUGUUACUGUAUUUCUCAGUGUUGAGUUUACCCAGGUCAACUGUUACUGUAUUUCUCAGUGUUGAGUUUUCCCAGGUCAACUCAUUGAUCCUGCCUGGUGAGUUUACCACCCAGCUCUGCCCAUUCAUGUCAUUAGAUAUAAACUGGGAUUUCUGAGCGCUCUGCACAGCUAUAACCAUCAAAGCAAAGCUAGUAGCAGCAAUGGAGACUGCAGAGAGAACAGAAUCGUCCACAGUUACAACUCUGACGUAGACUUCACAAUGAUUGUACAAACAUCAUCAUGGCAACACAGCAUGACUUAGGCCUUAUUAGUAACUGUAAUGAAAUAACAAAUGUAAUGAUUUAAUACCAGACAUGCACCCAGUUACAGACCUCUUCCACUGCUUUUCCAUUGAAAUAGUGUUUGAAAUUAGUAUUUGAAAAAAAUAAUUCAUAUGAAAAAGGGAAUCCAAAAGUAGUGACAAUUCCAAAACUUGUUUACGACCCUGUUAUGACAUGGUAAUUACAAAGCUUAUUUCAUUGGUAGUUAAUAUGGUAUAACAAGGCAAACGCCUAUAGUGUCAAGUGUGGCCGGAAACAUUACUGUACUAGAAGGAUUGGUACACUUGUAGUCCCACAGUCAAACACACUCCAGGUCAGGGAUGGGCAACUCCAGUCCUCCAGGGCCUGAUUGGUGUCACACUUUUUCCCCGUCCCCAGCAAACACACCAGACUCCAAUAUCAUGAUCUUCAGUUUACAACGCAAUUAGUUUAAUCAGCCGUGUUUGCUAGGUGUGGGUGAAAAGUGUGACACCAUCCCUGCUUCAGGGGAAUGGAGUUGCCCAAUCCUGCUCCAGGGGAAUAGAGGUGCCCAUCCCUGCUUCAGGGGAAUGGAGUUGCCCAUCCCUGCUUCAGGGGAAUAGAGUUGCUCAAUCCUGCUCCAGGGGAAUAGAGGUGCCCAUCCCUGCUCCAGGGGAAUGGAGUUGCCCAAUCCUGCUCCAGGGGAAUAUAGUUGCCCAUCCCUGCUUCAGGGGAAAGGAGUUGCCCAUCCCUGUUCCAGGGGAAUGGAGUUGCCCAAUCCUGCUCCAGGGGAAUAGAGUUGCCCAUCCCUGCUCCAGGGGAAUAGAGUUGCCCAUCCCUGCUCCUGGGGAAUGGAGUUGCCCAUCCCUGCUCCAGGGGAAUGGAGUUGCCCAUCCCUGCUCCAGGGGAAUGGAGUUGCCCAUCCCUGCUCCAGGGGAAUGGAGUUGCCCAUCUCUGCUUCAGGGGAAUAGAGUUGCCCAUCCCUUCUCCAGGGGAAUAGAGUUGCCCAUCCCUGCUCCAGGGGACUGGAGUUGCCCAUCCCUGCUCCAGGGGACUGGAGUUGCCCAUCUUUGCUCCAGGGGAAUGGAGUUGCCCAUCCCUGCUCCAGGGGAAUGGAGUUGCCCAUCCCUGCUCCAGGGGAAUGGAGUUGCCCAUCUCUGCUUCAGGGGAAUAGAGUUGCCCAUCCCUUCAACAGGGGAAUGGAGUUGCCCAUCCCUGCUCCAGGGGAAUGGAGUUGCCCAUCCCUGCUCCAGGGGAAUGGAGUUGCCCAUCCCUGCUCCAGGGGAAUAGAGUUGCCCAUCCCUGCUCCAGGGGACUGGAGUUUCCCAUCCCUUCUCCAGGGGAAUAGAGUUGCCCAUCCCUGCUCCAGGGGAAUAGAGUUGCCCAUCCCUGCUCCAGGGGACUGGAGUUUCCCAUCCCUCCUCCAGGGGAAUAGAGUUGCCCAUCCCUGCUCCAGGGGACUGGAGUUUCCCAUCCCUUCUCCAGGGGAAUAGAGUUGCCCAUCCCUGCUCCAGGGGAAUAGAGUUGCCCAUCCCUGCUCCAGGGGACUGGAGUUUCCCAUCCCUUCUCCAGGGGAAUAGAGUUGCCCAUCCCUGCUCCAGGGGACUGGAGUUUCCCAUCCCUUCUCCAGGGGAAUAGAGUUGCCCAUCCCUGCUCCAGGGGAAUAGAGUUGCCCAUCCCUGCUCCAGGGGAAUGGAGUUGCCCAUCCCUGCUCCAGGGGAAUAGAGUUGCCCAUCCCUGCUCCAGGGGAAUGGAGUUGCCCAUCUUUGCUCCAGGGGAAUGGAGUUGCACAUCCCUGCUCCUGGGGACUGGAGUUGCCCAUCCCUGCUCCAGGGGAAUAUAGUUGCCCAUCCCUGCUUCAGGGGAAUAGAGUUGCCCAUCCCUUCUCCAGGGGAAUGGAGUUGCCCAUCCCUGCUUCAGGGGAAUAGAGUUGCCCAUCCCUGCUCCAGGGGACUGGAGUUUCCCAUCCCUUCUCCAGGGGAAUAGAGUUGCCCAUCCCUGCUCCAGGGGAAUGGAGUUGCCCAUCUUUGCUCCAGGGGAAUGGAGUUGCACAUCCCUGCUCCUGGGGAAUAUAGUUGCCCAUCCCUUCUCCAGGGGAAUGGAGUUGCCCAUCCCUUCUCCAGGGGAAUGGAGUUGCCCAUCCCUGCUCCAGGGGAAUAGAGUUGCCCAUCCCUGCUCCAGGGGAAUAGAGUUGCCCAUCCCUGCUCCAGGGGACUGGAGUUUCCCAUCCCUUCUCCAGGGGAAUAGAGUUGCCCAUCCCUGCUCCAGGGGACUGGAGUUUCCCAUCCCUUCUCCAGGGGAAUAGAGUUGCCCAUCCCUGCUCCAGGGGAAUAGAGUUGCCCAUCCCUGCUCCAGGGGACUGGAGUUUCCCAUCCCUUCUCCAGGGGAAUAGAGUUGCCCAUCCCUGCUCCAGGGGAAUGGAGUUACCCAUCUUUGCUCCAGGGGAAUGGAGUUGCACAUCCCUGCUCCUGGGGACUGGAGUUGCCCAUCCCUGCUCCAGGGGAAUAUAGUUGCCCAUCCCUGCUUCAGGGGAAUAGAGUUGCCCAUCCCUUCUCCAGGGGAAUGGAGUUGCCCAUCCCUGCUUCAGGGGAAUAGAGUUGCCCAUCCCUGCUCCAGGGGACUGGAGUUUCCCAUCCCUUCUCCAGGGGAAUAGAGUUGCCCAUCCCUGCUCCAGGGGAAUGGAGUUGCCCAUCUUUGCUCCAGGGGAAUGGAGUUGCACAUCCCUGCUCCUGGGGAAUAUAGUUGCCCAUCCCUUCUCCAGGGGAAUGGAGUUGCCCAUCCCUUCUCCAGGGGAAUGGAGUUGCCCAUCCCUGCUUCAGGGGAAUAGAGUUGCACAUCCCUGCUCCAGGGGAAUGGAGUUGCCCAUCCCUGCUCCAGGGGAAUGGAGUUGCCCAUUCAUGCUCUAGGGGAAUGGAUGACAAAAAGUGAGGGAGACUGAAAGACAGAUACACAGUCCUGGGUUCACUAAGGCCUGAGGGUCAAGGACACACCCUGAGAUAGAUGAACUGCAGGAACGCUGGGUUGUAGUGAUUAGGGCACAGCGUAGAAAAACGUUUUGAAACUAAGAACAAUUGUUUUUUAUUGUUCAGGUAUCCGUCCCUGUUUCAGUCAGUUUUCUUCCCUUUGGUGCAUAAUAAACACUACCCUGUUGAGACAGUGAGAGGCCACAUUGUCAUCGAGAAUCCGCACUCCAGACAAUCAAGGCAGCUUUGUGUUUGUUUUUGUGUGUGAGUUCAUUACAGCACAAUCUUACCAACACCAAAGAAGUUUGCAUGCAGUGUUUUACUGUAUAAUGUGAAAAAGCUUGUGCUAUUAUGCUGCAAUUUCAGCUUAGCUUGAUCCAUGUUGAGGAUGGGUUUGCAUGGACACCACAUUGGCCUUGUUAGCUCCCUAGGAACUGUGAUUAUGUUUGUGUGUAUGCCUCUGACUGAAUCAAUGUCAGUGUAAAACUGAGUGUGUGUGUGUCUGUCUGUCUGUCUGAAUAUAUAUAUGUAUGAGUUGUUUUGAAAGAUGUCUUACCUCAAGUAUGUAUGUUUUGUUGUCAAAAGAGGGGAUUGUACUGUAUAUACCAAAUAAAGCAUACUUUUGAACAGGUGA
Salvelinus namaycush (lake trout) is the source of this 9834-nucleotide messenger RNA. RefSeq names its product solute carrier family 6 member 16a (gene slc6a16a). The transcript is spliced from 12 exons. The record is from RefSeq and is a predicted model, not a curated record. Gene Ontology annotation, biological process: sodium ion transmembrane transport. Lineage: Eukaryota; Metazoa; Chordata; Actinopteri; Salmoniformes; Salmonidae. Bases 241 to 2340 code for a protein of 699 amino acids. Gene Ontology annotation, cellular component: membrane.